AUGCCGUUUAACUCAGUUUCCUCUGUCUGCGACUUCAAACUCCCGUCCUUCGCCAUGGCGACAGAAAUAUCUGCCGGAGCGAGGCCGCCGUUCCGCACCAAGCUGCUGGUUCCAGAAACCGAGCGUUACGCGUUCAUGCGUACAACGUCCCCGAUCGAAUCUUUACAACAGAUACUGUUCCUGCUGUGGGCUUAUAGCGCGUACCGCGUCCGUUGCCCCUCGCUUCUUCCCCUCCUUCCAGGUUCAGCUGAGGAUGAGUCUGACAUAGAUGGUCUUGCAGAAGAGAGCGCUGUGCUGCGAAUCACGAACCACCACGUGGACAUAGACCUAUCGGCAGACGACACAGCAUCAGACGACAGUGUGCGAGCCGUCGCUUGGUCCGACGAUAGUGGGUUACACAUACUCGAAGCAGACGAGACGAGCGAGAUCAAAAGCAACGGUAGAGGGGUUGAACGGGCUGUGAACGGCAGUGCCCUAGGGAGAGGAAGUGGAGGGCAGAAGGAAGUGGUGAAGGAAGAGGGGAUGGGCGGAGAGGAGGAGCUAGGGGUGGUGAGCGAACCCCCUAUACCGAGAUUAUCAUCUGCGGAAGAGCCCAAACCGCCAUACGAGUUCAAGAUUCUGAAGCCCAUGUCACAUAUCAUGCAUCACACCAGGCCUCAUCUCGUGCCUCGUCCCGUUCCUCAUCGCAUGCUCAUUCGUGUCUCAUCACAUGCCUCAUCCCAUACCGUCCCACAACUCAUUUCAUGCCUCGCCUCAUGCUCUUCCUCAUCCUUCUUCCCUCCGACCCCCUCGCCCUCCUCGUUCCCUCUCCCCCCGAUCUCUCCCUCCUUUCCCCCUCCUUUCUCCAUCCGCUUCACCUCCUGUUCUUCCCCUCCUCUGCCCUCCUUCCGCCCCCCUCGUCUCGUCCUCCCCUUCCUCUCACAGCAUCCCCCCCAGCCUCUCCCCAACGGCCAAACCCUCCCAGCCAGCAUGACCCGACCAGCAUCGGACGAGCAGCCGGUGGGCGGCGAUUGUCUGCUAGCGGAGGAGUUCGGGGUGACAGUGGAGAGGCCAGCCAACAGCAGUGGGCACUCGGGCGGGUGGAUAGGGUACGGGCUGGAGCUGGGGCAGGUGCAGGGCGCGCAAGGGGAGCAGCGCGCGGAGCUGUGGCCGCAGCAGGUGGUGGAGUAUGAUGUGGUGGCCGCUAAGACCAAGUCGUGCCACUUCGUGUGUGUGCUGCCCUUCCAUUCAAAGACCCAGACGGUUACUCUGUUGAAGGAAUAUGCCCAGUCUGGCAGACAAGGUCAGGUGGAAGUUCAGGUGGGGCCAGGCUGUGGGGAGCAGCGGGCGGAGCUGUGGCCGCAGCAGGUGGUGGAGUAUGAUGUGGUGGCCGCCAAGACCAAGUCGUGCCACUUCGUGUGCGCGCUGCUUUUUCGCACAGCUCAGCACGGCUGUUCACCAUUCAGGGGCGUGAGCUCGCUCUUAUUCGCAUCAGCUCUCGCCCCAUGCCUGUCCACCCCUGCAUGCAUGCUCCAGGCGAAGCUGUGUGGGGGACAGCUCAUCAAGCUCGUGGAUGAUGAUCACCCGGGACUCCUCGAGGUCAAGUGGUGCAAGAAUCGCUUCACUCCCUUUCUUGUCAUCGAUCCUCAGGACGAUUCGGACCCUCUUCCAAGGGAUUUAGAGGAGUUCAUAGAGGUGCACAGGGUGCCAGUGGGGGACCUGCAGGGCAUGGCGCUGAGUGGGGACAUGCUGCUGCCCUCUGUCGUCACCUGCACCAUGGCCCUCCAGUACCUCAAGGACAACGGUUGGCUGUGA
Closterium sp. Yama58-4 is the source of this 1794-nucleotide messenger RNA. Lineage: Eukaryota; Viridiplantae; Streptophyta; Zygnematophyceae; Desmidiales; Closteriaceae. The record is from the annotation of a GenBank genome assembly.